UUUAUAUCCUUCCUUCCCGUACAUAGCAAACUACACAGACUAGCUUCGUGUUGUGAUUGCUACAGUCGCCAUGACUAUUUUCACUCAAGUGUUUACGUGGAUGUUUAUUAUGACACUCUAGCGUUUUCUUUGAAGAUUUCCAAUGAUGCUAAAAUAGAAAUACAGAAAAGGAGUUUGAAAUUUCGGAAAGUGGAUGAUGCGCAGCGGAUCAAACUUCCGUGCAAGGAAAUGAGGAUCAGUGCAAGAAUCUCCUUCUUCCUCCUGGUCUGUCUUGCUGCUUUGUUCAUCCUCUUUGAGUGGGUAGUGUACAUUCGGCAUGUGCACGUGCGAGCGAAGAUGUCGACUUCUGAGCUGCUUCAAGAAAGAGUCAAUGAAACUCUUUCAAGCAUCGAUGCAGUUGAGGAGCGACAGGUCAUAAACACGACCAUGGCGCCUAACCUGACCUACGUCACGCAGGAGCCUAAAGACGUCAUCCAUCGGUCGGCUUAUGACGAGAUUCUCGCCCUGCCGGACAGAAACGAGUCUAUUCGCCGACUGUUCGAGACUCACGACGUCAGUAACGAGUCGUACUCGCUUUUGUACGAGUAUCACACGCGGGUAGCGCAGGCGCAUUGGCAAUGCCCGGAAAUGACGCAAUACAUGCGAGGGCAGAGUAAGAUCACAGGAGUCUUCACGCAUGCGCCUUCACGUCUUGCCUACUGCUUCGUUCCCAAAGCGGGAUGCACUUUCUGGAUCCGAGUCUUCUCUUUUCUCAACAACUUUACGGGAGACGCUGGGCGUGUCCAAUCGCCUUGGGAACUCAAGAGAUAUCCCGUUCACAACAACCCACACUCCCACGGUCAGAAGUGGGAGGCAGUGGUCCAAGAGGUGCAGGACUACAUGCGCUUCCUUUUCGUUCGGCACCCGUUCUCCCGCCUGUGGAGUGCCUACCUGGACAAGCUGUACCUGCCCGACUUCUGGCUUGAGGUGGGUGUGCCGGCAGUCGCCCAACUGCGCAACAGCAGCGCAACGGCAAAGGCCAAACGCUGCGGAAGUGACGUCACCUUCCGGGAGUUCUUGGAGUACUCCCUGGAGGAGAAGGAGCCGCACUGGGACCCCAUCUUUAAGCGCUGCGAUCCCUGCAUCUACCGCCCCACCGUCAUCGGCAACAUUGAGACCUUCGAGAGAGACAGCCUCUUUCUGCUGCGCCGCAUGGGGCUGGAGUGGGUGCUGAAGCACGUGGAUCAGCAAGCGCAGGUGGAGCAGGAGCUGUCCACGCUCAUCGUGUACAACUUUGACCUCCUGCACUCGCGCACCUACUACCAGGGCUGCCUAGACGACGAUGGCAUGGCGCGACGCCUGUGGGCCACCUUUCAGAUGAACGGCUACAUUCCCAACGACGCCAACUACUUUCCGCCAUUCGCUAACGGCACCGUCGCUAACGAUGCCUUUUUCGUGGACUCGUUCCUGAAACAGGUUCUGGACACUGUCAGGAAGGCAUAUAACCGGAAGGACGAACUGAAAGAGCAGAAACGACGAGCUCUUCAUGACGCCUUCGACGCAGUCUCCAACACGUUGCUGGAAAAGCUCCUCGCGAAAUACGAGUUGGACUUGUUACUGUUCGGGUUCAAUGAACGCGACUUCUAGACUCAAUUUCUUAAUUACCUUGAAUUUCAAGCAGGUGGUAGGCCAUUCUCGAUCAGUUCUUUGCACGAAACUGAAGCCAAUCGAGAUGGAGUCAGCACGUGGACUGGCUAGUUAGCAACAAGUUGUGACUAGUUAUUAACGUGUAAAUAGUGCCAAAGCCUACGUUUUGCUUAUCGGGAUAGGCUGGCAGCCUUUGAUGCUGAGAGUUUAGGGAGUGGAUUGAGGGGUACUACUUUGUAACCCGUUAUAGCGGUAGCAAAUAGCAGCGAUAUCGUCUUCAUUUUGUUCGCUGUGAUAUACCAAAACUAUACCGCCAGUUCACUUCUGGUAAUGGAUGCGAUUGUCUUCUCUAGAUUCUCCCAGUAGGUUUUUGGUUGUGAGGUGGCAGUUUUCUUUCGUCACUACUCGACUGUAACCGGCACACUGUGAUAUCACUCUUGGUCUUAGUAUUAAUCCAUGUCGUCAGUAUGAAUGAUUCAAUGUCUACACCACACUGCAUCAUACCAGAACGUGAACCUAGGGUCAUUGGUAAACAUUUAUGAAUUCACAAAGUUCGAAAGAUUGUGUAGAGAUAUUUCUUUUACAAUGACUUUUGUUCGACAUUUUGCUAUUGUUAAGUUUUGUAUUUAACCUAUACUUACUGCUCUAUUAUUAUCUAUACAUUCGUACUUUAUUGUCUAGUUUAAUCUUAUUAUACUUACAAUAUAUAGUGUUGGCUGGUCACGGGUCGUCACGGCCAACAUUUUGAGUCUACACUGAAGUCCAACGAACCUUCGAGCAACGUAACCCAAGUGUAGUGUCUCUUGUGUCAACGGAAAGUUCUAGAAAUGCCAUAAUGACCAUCACUAACAACACAGACACCCAGACGCUUACUUUGCUGCCUUUUUUAAUAUUUGAAUGGUCUUCUGGAAGAAACGAAGAAAAAGCCACCAAUCAUCGCCGUCAGAUGUGAUCACGUGAUAUCUAGUAUGUUAUGUAAAGUAGGAUAUUCCGGCACCUGAUGGGGCUGUCCACUGUAUAACUGCGAUG
This is a messenger RNA of Pomacea canaliculata, 2655 nucleotides long. RefSeq lists its product as uncharacterized. Gene Ontology annotation, cellular component: membrane. The record is from RefSeq and is a predicted model, not a curated record. The transcript is spliced from 4 exons. Gene Ontology annotation, molecular function: sulfotransferase activity. The coding region runs from base 229 to 1626 and encodes 465 amino acids. Gene Ontology annotation, biological process: carbohydrate biosynthetic process. NCBI's taxonomy places the organism in Eukaryota, Metazoa, Mollusca, Gastropoda, Architaenioglossa, Ampullariidae.